Oncorhynchus kisutch (coho salmon) is the source of this 1048-nucleotide messenger RNA. RefSeq names its product septin-9-like. Lineage: Eukaryota; Metazoa; Chordata; Actinopteri; Salmoniformes; Salmonidae. The record is from RefSeq and is a predicted model, not a curated record. Gene Ontology annotation, molecular function: GTP binding.
AAACAGAUCAACAUCAUGGUAGUGGGGCAGAGCGGCCUAGGGAAGUCCACUCUGAUGAACACUCUGUUCAAGUCCAAGGUGAGCCGUAAGUCAGUGCAGGCCACGUCCCAGGAGAAGAUCCCCAAGACCAUCCAUAUCAAGUCUGUCAGCCACGACAUUGAGGAGAAGGGGGUGAGGAUGAAACUAACUGUUAUCGAUACGCCCGGCUUCGGGGAUCAGAUCAACAACGAGAACUGUUGGCAGCCCAUCAUGAAGUUCAUUAAUGCCCAGUAUGAGCAGUACCUUCAGGAGGAGAUCAACAUCAACAGGAAGAAGAGGAUUCCAGACUCAAGGGUUCACUGCUGUAUUUACUUCAUACCCCCUACUGGACACUGUCUGCGACCUCUGGAUGUGGAGUUUAUGAGGCGUCUCAGUAAGGUGGUCAAUAUUGUUCCUGUCAUUGCCAAGGCAGACACGCUCACCCUGGAGGAGAGGGACUUCUUUAAACAGAAGAUCAGGGAAGAGCUACGGGCCAAUGGGAUCGACGUGUACCCCCAGAAGGAGUUUGACGAGGACGCAGAGGACCGGAUGAUUAAUGACAAGAUCAGGGAGAUGAUCCCGUUUGCUGUGGUGGGCAGCGACCAGGAGUACCAGGUCAACGGCAGGAGGCUUCUGGGAAGAAAGACAAAGUGGGGAACCAUAGAAGUUGAGAACAUUGCUCAUUGUGAGUUUGCCUAUUUGCGGGAUCUACUGAUUAGGACCCACAUGGAGAACAUCAAGGACAUCACCAGCAGCAUCCACUAUGAGGUGUACCGCGUCCGCCGCCUCAAUGAAAACAACACCGCCGUCGCCCAUGCCAACGGCCUCCCCCAACACCACAUGACCUCCCAUGAGAUGUAGAGCCCUGCCCACCGUGUCCCAUGAGCCCUCGCUUCCCUCCGAAGCAGCUUCGAUCCUUCCAACCCGUGAUCCUUCCAUCCCUCUCUCCCCUCCACUCACUCUCAAUGCCAAACCCUUCUACAGAAGGGAGAAGACCCACACUGGGGGGACUGAGGAGUGUAGUCUUAUC